Molecule: messenger RNA, 989 nt
Organism: Plasmodium reichenowi
Lineage: Eukaryota; Apicomplexa; Aconoidasida; Haemosporida; Plasmodiidae
Product: conserved protein, unknown function
Exons: 1
Source: RefSeq, a predicted model, not a curated record
AUGAAAACAAAUAUCUUUUCAUGCGUGAUAUCCUUUUUUAUUUUGUUGCUUUUUUGUAAAGCUUACAAUACUUCGUCCUUACUAGAAACCAUAAAACAUGAUCUUCAAAUUGUAAAUAAUUCCAACUUUAAUACAGUAGUAAAUAAGUUUAGGAAUGAAAAAGUGUUUGCAGUUUUAUUUUUUAAAAAGUCUAACAAGAAUAUAAAAAAUAUAAUAAAAAAUUAUAAUGAUGUAGCAUCGAAAUUUAAAGGAAUAUUAACAUUAUGUGUUGUCGAUUGUGAUGAAAAUUCAACGUUAUGUGAGAAUGAAUUAUCAUUAUAUGUACCAGAUUAUAAGACCAGUAAUACACAUCACUUCUUAAUCUAUCCUAUAAAUCCAAUGCCAAAAUUUGUAUUUAAGGAUGAAAUAACAGAAAGUAAUAUUAAAAAAUAUACAUAUUUAAUUCCUUCAAAAAUUGAUAUUAUUAAAGAUACACAAUCAUUUAAUGUAUUCUUAUCAAAACAUGAAAAUAUGCCAAAAGUACUUAUAUUUAGUAAUAAAAAAAAACCCAACUAUGUACUUAAUGCACUAAGUAAUAGUUUUAAUAAAAAAUUAAUGUUUGCAUAUAUUAAUAAUGAAAAUGAAGAAUUAGUUACUAAAUAUAAUGUAAAAAACCUACCAACCAUAUUAUUACUCAAAAAAAAUAAAGUUGUUGAUACAUAUAAAGGAAAACAAAAUUAUAUUAACAUAUUUGACUGGCUUAAUGUAUACUCUGAAACAUUUGUCCUAGGAGGUGGUUUCGAUAUAUCUCCAGAUAAAACUAACGAAAAACCAUGGAAAUUUGAACUAAUUCCAAAAUUUACAAAAUUAUCCCAUGGAGAUAUAUGUUUUAAAAAAGCUGACAAGGGAUUGUGUUUAAUUUAUUUAAAAGAAGGAGAAAAGUUAGAAAAAAGUGAAAUAGACAUGUUACUCUCCUUAAAGGAAAAAUUCAAACCACACAUAGACGGACG